Orbicella faveolata is the source of this 3499-nucleotide messenger RNA. RefSeq names its product beta-lactamase-like protein 4. The record is from RefSeq and is a predicted model, not a curated record. Lineage: Eukaryota; Metazoa; Cnidaria; Anthozoa; Scleractinia; Merulinidae.
UUUUAUCAAUUGCGUUGUUGCGAGAAGAGCCUGGGGACGGGGUCGAGGUUACGACAAUCUCUUAAUUUAAGUCCACUAAGCGCGCUAUCGUGGCUCUGACGUUCAAACGCUCAUUAAUCGAUCUUUGUUUAAGUCACACACACCUUCAAGAUCUCGGUCAAAAUGGCUUUGGAGGGAAUCUACUUCAGUUCCCCGCGGCUUCAGAAGCAGUAUCAAGCAGCUACGGCAAAACAUCCCAGGGGGAUCAUGAACACCGCAUACGACAAUUCAGAACGCCCACACACCCCCUCGUACAUAGGAAACUACGAGUCCUUCCCUGAAAAUGGACCGGGGGCCUCGUACGUGUACCGGGAGGAGCCACCGGUGAAAAAGGCUCCCUUGCCUUCAAGUUCAAGUACAGUUGGGUUUCUACCUCCGGAGAAGAAGGCGCAACAUGGCCGAGAUCGACGUGGCAAGGACUUUAUUGUGGUUGCUUUGCUCAUAUUUUUCAUGGCUGUGGCUAUUGUCAUGGUGGCACUGUAUUUCUCGAGAGAUUCUCAAGAUGAAAAGGUUACCGAAAAUGGUGAACAAACGGGAAAUACUCCGACUCCACCGCCCCUGUGCCGCACGCUCCCGAAACCAGUUGCUUUCAACACGCUGCCUCAACGUAUCCAGGAUGAACUGAGCUCUAUGGAGUCUCUCUUUGAAGAACAAAUCAAACUUGGAGGACCGAGUGCCGUAACAGCUAACAUCGUGUACAUGGACAAGGUCAUUUGGCAAGGAGAGUAUGGCGUGCUGAACAAUUCCCAAAUACCUAAGCGUAAACCUACAGAUGAAACUAUAUUCCCCAUAGCCAGUGUUUCAAAGGUUUUAACGGUUCUGAUGCUCUAUAAGCUGUACGAUAAUGGCUUUGUAAACUCACUUGACGACUCAGUGACUGAUUAUCAAACCAACUUUUUAGUCAAAAAUCCGUAUGGCAGUGCCCCAAUCACUCUAAGGGAGCUUGCAUCUCAUCGUUCUGGUCUUCCAAGGGAGGCGCCGUGUUAUCCUGACACGAAAACAAAUUUCUGCCCAUACACCAAUGAUCAGAUGAUUCAGCGAAUGAGAAACGUGACCCUCUUGCAUGAACCUGGGAAAGAGCCAUAUUACAGUAACCUCGGAUUUGCACUGCUCGGUCAGGUACUGGGUCAGAGAUUCGGAAACGGAUACGAAGGAUGGAUGAGGAACAAUAUCUUAUCAAGAUUUGAUAUGUCAAACACAUUUUUCAAUCUGGAUGACAGCAUAAGGCAGCGUAUUCCCGAAAACGAAUUCUCAGAUCCUACAGAAUGGGGCUGGCUGAAUCCAACUGGAGGAUGUUUUUCAACUGUGGCAGAUUUUGCAAAGCUGGAAGUUGGUCUCUUCACAACCGACUCGAACAAUAGAUAUCUUUCGAAAACCCUCACAGAAGCCUUUUUUUCACCAGAGUAUAUUCUCGGAGACGGAAAAAAUGUCAUUGGAACACCCUGGGAGAUGACAAUUUCCGGUGAUAUGUUGAUCAGAAAAAAGCAAGGCGACGCUUACGGAUUCAACUCGUUAAUUAUACUUUUACCAGAAAUGAAGCUUGCCUUAAACAUUUUUUGUACAAACUGCGGAGCUCUGCGGAGCAAAGUUGACAAGAAAUUCAGCAACACAUUCCUGCCGGCUUUUAAAGAAGUCUUAAGAACAGAAGGAGAACAGGAAAUAAGAGUUCCGCCUGAUACCAAGCAGUACAUUGGAGUUUACAAAGUGGAAGGUCUUGAGCCUAGUUUGAGUUUUUUGCAGGUCAAAAUGAAUGACGCUGGCAAGUUAGUUAUGUCCAUUAAUGGCGGAUUCGAGGCGUUUAUCUUAAACUACACGGAGCCGUUAAAAUUCAGAGUUGUCGUAACGCCGGAGUUACCCUGCUUUAGCAUCUUCAUGCUUGGAUCAGACAAUGAGCCCGUAGUAUUCGACAGUCCCUCUAAAGAAGACGGUCUCUGUGAUAAAUUUACGAUGUGGACAGCGUCGGCCAGUGGUAGAGCAUACUUUUACAGGGAUCGGAAUUUAGACACAGCUGAUAACACAUCGUAGUGGAGGCUUGAUUAUCGACAACGGCUGGAAUCCAGAGAACCUAAUUACUACGACUAUCAGUUGAUUAACAAGGUGCGAUGGAGCUUUGGUGACUAAGUUCUGGACUUGAAAUUACGGUGUUGCCACGAGCAACUUUCCUCGUCUCCAGUGGUAACAAUAUCGUCGUCUGCAAAUGCAAUUUCGCGCGCUUUGCUGCCAAUGACGUCAAAGGCCGACAAGUUGCCACUGGAAAAGGAGCCAGUUAUCCGUAACAACAACAACACAGUCAAACGUUAAAACCUGGUCACCAAACUUUCGUCACGCCUUACUCAACAUAUAAUCGUAGUAAUCUUGGCGUUGUCCUCACAGAAGAACAAAAACAGUUGUCUCAUCUUAUGUAAAGAGGACGGGCAGCCUUAUAAUGUGGAUCACAUCCAGACAUCAAUCCACUCCCGAGAAAGAAAAGUUAGGCCAAGUAAUACGGGCAAUAUAUUUAUUCAACUUUUCGCGUAAUAUUGUUGCAUUGCAACCUUUAUUGCAUGCUUUACCACCUUUAUUGCAAUGCCCCGGUGGGGGAACUCCCGAGUGUAAAGGUCGUGGAUGCUCGUCUCGCUUGGUGUAAAUGAGUUGUAGCAAUACACGAGCCACCUGCGAGUCCAAGUCAACCAUGAGUCAACCACGAGUCAACCAUGAGUCAACCAUGAGUCAACCAUGUGUCAACCACGUGUCAACCAUGAGUCAACCAUGAGUCAACCAUGAGUCAACCAUGAAUCAACCACGAGUCAAGCCAAUUUUUGUUUCUUUUUUUUUCAUUUUGUCCCGAAAAAAAUAUGGAUUGUAAGAAAUAAAAGUCAGUUAUGAAUAAAGGUUGUCUUACCAGUUAACAACAGGUCAUAAAAUAACAGGCUGACCUCGAUCGCUUCGCGCGCUAUCUUCACGGUAGCAUAACGCAGCGUAUUACCCAGUCCCUCAGACUUUGGCAAACAUGCAUUGUGGCAAUUCACGUUAUUUGUAGUGUCAAAGUACCCGAGGGCAUUUGGCGGGGUCGAAAUUGCACCAAAAACAAGUAUAGCUUGUGUGGCACAUACAGACGAAGCUAUCUAAGCGGUUACUUUGUAAGAAAUAAAUAAAAAUGUUAGCCAAUAAAUUAAUCCAUCUGGAACAUAGCUGCGUUAUUUUGGAAAGAGGGGAUAAAACAGAUAAUAGGACGUAAAUAGAUUCAAUGUUUCAGCGCGACUUACCAUCCCAUAACGACACCAUGUCUUUGUGGGACUAAGCAUGAAAAUCCAACGAUCCCAGGUUCCUCUGGGUAAUAUGUUGCGUAAGACUACAAGAUGGCGCGAGCCGCGAUCGAGUUGAGCCUUUUAUUAAGUGUCCUGUUGUUAACGGCUAACACAAUCUUUCUGUUGAUAUAUUUUAUUUCCUGGAAUCUUUCCUUUUUUCCGAGACAAAAAAA